Quercus lobata is the source of this 1984-nucleotide messenger RNA. RefSeq lists its product as uncharacterized. The record is from RefSeq and is a predicted model, not a curated record. The coding region runs from base 230 to 1984 and encodes 584 amino acids. NCBI's taxonomy places the organism in Eukaryota, Viridiplantae, Streptophyta, Magnoliopsida, Fagales, Fagaceae. The transcript has 10 exons.
GCACUGUUGGUCUAAUGUGCACUACAUCUUUAAUGGAACCUUCAUCAUCUACUAAACAGUCCAAACUCUGUAUAAUCUCUUUUCUUUUCCACUAAUCUCAUUUUCAAUACUGUUUCCGUACUGCACUCACUAUUCAAAAUUGUUUUCACAAACCCCACAAAUGUGUUUCUUUUGGUUAUAAAUUGUUGGCCUUUACUUGUCUCAGACUUCAAUUAAGGUUUACUCUGAAAUGGACUUGCACAAGCUUCCAUUGGUGGUUUUACUUUUCUCGGUUUUUUCUCUUUUAAGUUUCAUAGCACUCUGUGAUGACUCAGAGCUCACUGUGAAGUUCUCGAAGACUCCCCAUGCAUUCUCAAAUCUCAACUCAACCGUAUUCGUCUUUGAAGUUCAUGUGGGUGGGAAUGGUGCUUGCACCAAUUGUAAUAUCACUUGCAAGUUGGACGAUGGCUUUGGCCGCAUUAAUGCUUCUCAAUGUGAAAAUGGGACGGUUAUGUGUGAAGACUUGCAGGAUGGAGAUCAUAAAUUUGAGGUUUGCGCCAACGGGACUCAAGGAGUUGGCUGCAGUAGCCAUAACUGGACUAUUGAUAUUGUCCCGCCAACGGCAAAUAUCACCGCCUCAACUGAUUUCACAAAUGCUCUGAAUGUUUCUAUAAAUAUAUCUUUCAGUAAACCCUGUACUGGUGGAGGUUUUGUAUGUUCGUCUGUGAAAUGCAACCUUUUGGUCUACGGUGAUGGCAACGUUAUACCAAACUCGCUCAAAAUUCUACAGCCAAACCUCCAAUAUUCUGUCCUUGUGAAUUUAUCAUCCACUGCUCAGUAUGGGCGAGUGAUUUUGGUAAUGGAUAAGAAUUUUUGUACUGACAGUGCAGGGAACAAAUUUGAAAGAAACAAGAAUUCUAAUUUCACUCUGCAUUUCGAUAGACGAAGUAUCAACUUAACAACUCACGUUCCUAAAAGGCAACUUCAAUUUAAUGGUGAAACUAUACUGGUGCGAGCAACCAAUAACUAUAAGAAUCUAAGGGUCUGUUUAACCUUUCCAAAGCCUGUUAACAACACAUCUGAAGAAAUUAAAAAAUUUCUCAAAGCAGAAGUUUUAUAUUCACUCCAAAAGAGUCAGGGCUCACUUCUUCCUCUGGUUGACACUAAAAAAUAUGAAGGGCCUAGAAGAUUUGAAUAUAAGGUUGCUGCAUAUAUAUUUGACACGACUGUAGUCAAUGUAAGCAUUGAUACAACCUCUAUAAUAAGCAGACAGGGGACUCCAUUUUUUCCAGUUGAACCAUUUACUUUCAUAUAUGAGUCUCUGAGGCCUGCUGUACACUUGAUUGAACUACCUACCGAAUUUCCAAGGCUUGCUGUAAUGUGGCGUACACCAUCCCAUAUUUGGACAAGAGAACGCAACAUCCUUGUGUUGAUAAAAUUCGUGAAGCCUGUAUUUGGCUUUAGCCGUUCUAAUAUAUCAAUCAUAGGAGGGAAAUUACAGAGCUUUGAAGAAAUCUGUAAUGGCAUAUAUACUACAGUGAUAAAAGCAGACCAAGAUAUUGUAUCUGUCAAUGUUCCCGGAAGCGUAUCUGGGGAUGUUGCUGGAAACAAAAAUCAGCCUUCCAAUGUUCUACAAGUAAUGGACUAUUCUGUGCCGAAAAGAUCAACUACGUUUUUUGGAUCUACAAUUGGUUCAUUUGUAGUGAUAGUUAUUGCUGCCGGGAUACUUAAGGUUUCGAUAGCAAGCUUUCAUUCCAUUGGGGAAUUCUCAAGUCCAUUUCCUUCUUUAUCUCAGCCUGAGAGUAAUCUUUUUAGAAUUGCAUGCCAUCUUCAGGUUAUUGCAUUAUCUGGAUGGUUGGCAGUGAGACUGCCAGUGGAGUAUUAUGAAUUGACAAGGGGUUUGCAAUGGAGCAUUCCCUACUUAAGUGUUCCAUGGGAAAGGGAAACUGCGCACACCCGUCUGGUCAUGGAGAACUCGAGUCUCUCUGCCAUUACACACGUCUGA